AUGGUCAAUUCAGUGAAAAGGAGACGUUUUUAUUUCAGCGAUUUCUUGCCAAUCAGAGGUCGGAGAUACAAAUGGUUACCAGCAGUGGAUUGUCGAGGUCCGAAUAAAUGUGGUCCCCUAUCUUUUCAUUCAACCCUCGAGCGUAUCCCAUUCGGUGGAAAAGUAGUAGUCUUUGGAGGUGACUUCCGACAGGUUCUUCCUGUAAUCCCCAAUGCGACACGACCACAAAUCGUUUCACAAGCUCUCAAUCACUCCAGCAUAUGGCGUCACGUGCAUGUCCACCGUCUUGGAAUCAACAUGCGUGUUCAACAUGCUGCCAAUCCCAACAAUGCAGAAAACCUACAGCAAUUUGCUGAUUAUCUGCUAUCUAUUGGAGAUGGAAGAGAGCCAAUUGUAGAAGGAUCUGAGGAUCGCAUACGCGUUCAUGAUAGCAUGCUCCUCGGUGGUUAUAACACCUUAACGCUGAUUGACACUAUCUUUGGUGAUCUCUCUUCUGUUCCUUCCUCAUCGGAUUUCUUCAUGAGUCGUGCCAUUUUGACGCCCAAAAACAGGGAUGUUUCGGAUAUUAACAAUAUCAUCAUUGAUAAAUUCCGAGGCCAAAUGCAUGAAUUCAAGAGCGCAGACGCCAUGGAUCAACCUGAAGACAAUAUACGUUUUCCUCCAGAAGUGCUCAAUUCACUUUCGCCUUCAUCGCUACCUCCACAUCACCUAAAGUUAAAGAUCGGAUGUCCUAUCAUGCUAUUGCGCAACCUGGAUCCAGCAAAAGGAUUAUGUAAUGGUACACGCCUCAUUUGCAAAGCAUUUCAACGAUACGUUAUUCAAGCAGAAGUUGCAUCUGGAUCACAUAUUGGAGACACAGUCCUCAUACCACGUAUACGGAUCACAGCUCAAGAAAAGCAAUGUCCCAUCCCAUUCACACGAGUUCAAUUCCCUGUUCGAUUGGCAUUUUCAAUGACCAUCAACAAAUCCCAAGGGCAAACGUUUGAGAAAAUUGGUAUCUAUCUCCCUGAUCCAGUAUUUAGCCAUGGGCAACUUUAUGUUGCAAUGUCACGUCAAGGGUAUUACACACGCAACGUCGUUUACAGCGAAGUUUUACUUUAA
Molecule: messenger RNA, 1101 nt
Organism: Lichtheimia ornata
Lineage: Eukaryota; Fungi; Mucoromycota; Mucoromycetes; Mucorales; Lichtheimiaceae
Exons: 4
Coding region: 1-1101 (366 amino acids)
Biological process (GO): telomere maintenance; DNA repair
Molecular function (GO): DNA helicase activity
Source: RefSeq, a predicted model, not a curated record